UGGGCCCGGGGCAGGGCAGGUUGUCCUGCCAGGCUGUCCCACCUCUCCGCAUCCGGUCCGAAGCUACGGGGAGAAGCAGGUGUGCGACUUGACAGUCACCUCCCAAUCGCUUGCAGCACCUGCCACGUCUUCGCGACCCUCCCCGGAUUACCUGGACGCUAACUCGGAACUCUCCCAUGGAGAAGUUUGGGAUGAAUUUCGGGGGCGGGCCGAGCAAAAAAGACCUGCUGGAGACCAUCGAGUCGCAGAAGAAGCAGCUCCUGCAGUACCAGGCACGGCUCAAGGAUGUGGUCCGCGCUUAUAAAAGCCUGCUGAAGGAGAAGGAGGCGCUGGAGGCCAGCAUCAAGGUGCUGUCUGUGUCCCACGAGGCGGAUGUCGGCCUCGCAGGUGUCCAGCCUCCAGGCCUCACCUUUCCCGAAUCUCUUGAUGACCGGUGUUCUACUCACAGCGAGGAUAGCACGGGCACCGCUACCAGCUUGGAUACUGCGGCCAGCCUCACCAGCACCAAGGGUGAGUUUGGGGUAGAAGAUGACAGACCGGCCCGUGGACCAUUGUCUCCCAAGUCCGAAGAGGCCAGCGGGUCGGAGAGUGGUGUUAGCAGUAGCAGUGGGGAUGCGCCGUCAGGGGGAGUGGAGCCAGACAAACGACUGUACCAGCUGAAGACUCAGUUGGCGACUUUGACCAGCUCCUUGGCGACUGUCACCCAAGAGAAGUCCCGCAUGGAGGCUUCUUACCUGGCUGACAAGAAAAAGAUGAAACAGGACUUAGAAGAUGCCAACAAGAAAGCCGAGGAGGAGAGAGACCGUCUGGAGGGGGAGCUGAAGGGACUGCAGGAGCAGAUAGCAGAAACCAAAGCACGACUGAUAACACAGCAGCAUGAUCGAGCCCAGGAGCAGAGUGACCAUGCCUUGAUGCUGCGGGAGCUCCAGAAGCUGCUGCAGGAGGAGCGGACCCAGCGCCAGGACCUGGAGCUCCGCCUGGAGGAGACUCGCGAAGCCCUGGCUGGACAGGCAUAUGCCGCGGGCCAGAUGGAAGGUUUUGAACUUCAGACCAAGCAACUGACCCGGGAGGUGGAGGAGCUCAAGGCUGAGCUGCAGGCUCUCCGAAGUGAGAAGAAUCAGCCAGACCCCCGCCUGCAGGACAUGCAGGAAGAAGCCACCCGUCUCAAGAGCCAUUUCCAGGCUCAGUUACAGCAGGAAAUCAGGAAGACAGCCCUUGUCGAGGAACAGCUCCGUCAGCAGUCUCAGGUGGAAGAGCAGAGGGUGGCGGCCCUGGAGAACCAAAUAUCCGAGGUGUCUGAACUGCUGGGCACCUACGAGAAGGCCAAGCAGAAAGACCAGCUGGCCAUCCAGAAGCUGAAGGAGCGCAUACUGCAGCUGGACCUGGAAAACAAGACGCUGGCUCUCGCAGCGUCCAGUCGUUCCACCCUCGACAGUCACAGCGAGGAGUCUAGUCUGGACGUCAAUGUCCUGAAGGACAAGAUGGAGAAGCUGAAGAGGCUGCUGCAGGUUGCAGCCAGGAAAAGCCAGGUGACCCUGGACUUGGAGAAGCUGUGCAACCUGGAGCUGAUACCCAGCUCAGAGGCUGCUGACGGGGAGAAGGCCACUGCACUGUACUACCAGCAGGAGCUGAAGCAGCUCAAGGAGGAGUUUGAGCGGUACAAGGUGAGGGCCCAGGUGGUCCUCAAGAGCAAGAACACCAAGGAUGGCAACCUGGCCAAAGAGCUGGAGGAGGCCCAGGAGCAGCUGGCGGAGCUGAAGGAGAAGUAUAUCUCCCUGCGGCUGUCCUGUGAAGAGCUCGAGCACCAGCACCAGCAGGAGGCCGACGACUGGAAGCAGGAGCUGGUCCGGCUGCAGCAGCUGCACCGGCAGGAGCUGGAGCGCAGCCAGCUGGACUUCAGGGACCGCACGCUGAAGCUGGAGGAGGAGCUGCACAAGCAGCGGGACCGGGCCCUGGCUGUGCUGGCCGAGAAGGACCUGGAGCUGGAGCAGCUGCGCUCGGUGGCCUUGUCCUCUGGCCUGCCCGGACGCAGAAGCCCCGUGGGGGCCGGGGCUCCGGGAGACCCCGCUGAUGCAUCCUCCCCAGAUAGCCUGACCCAAGCCCUGCAUCUUGCAGCAGCCAACGAGCCCACUUUCUUCCUGUACGCUGAACAGCUGGCCCGCAAGGAGGUGGAGAUCACCUCGCUGCGGAAGCAGAAGCACCGGUUGGAGGCUGAGGUGCAUCAGCUGCAGGACCGGCUGCUGGAGGAGGGCGAGCGGCACCGUGAGGAGGUUGGGGCCCUUCAGAGCCACAUUGAAAAGAACUUUCGGGACCAGAGCAGGGAGGGGGCCAACCUGGAGUACCUCAAGAACAUCAUCUACCGCUUCCUGACCUUGCCGGACACGCUGGGCCGCCAGCAGACCCUCACAGCCAUCCUGACCAUCUUGCACUUCAGUCCAGAGGAGAAACAAGUGAUAAUGCGGCUUCCAUCCAGCAGCAGCUGGUGGCCUUCGGGCAAGAGAUGAU
This is a messenger RNA of Elephantulus edwardii (Cape elephant shrew), 2505 nucleotides long. It is a transcript of the gene GCC1, whose product is annotated as GRIP and coiled-coil domain containing 1. The coding region runs from base 177 to 2504 and encodes 775 amino acids. Gene Ontology annotation, cellular component: Golgi apparatus. The record is from RefSeq and is a predicted model, not a curated record. The transcript has 2 exons. Lineage: Eukaryota; Metazoa; Chordata; Mammalia; Macroscelidea; Macroscelididae.